AUGAGUCUGCAGCUCCUGCACAAGAAGCUCGCGCACGGCGCCGUCGCAGCGGCCCCAACACUGACGCGCGCUCUGAGCACCGAGAGCUACUCGGCAGCUCAGGCCGCGCUCGGACGCCCCAUCUCGCCCAACGUGACCAUCUACAAGUUCCCCGUGAGCGCCAUCUCGUCCAUUGCCAACCGCGUGUCGGGCGUGGGCAUGUCGGUCGCCUUUGUGGGUGGCAGUGCAUUGGGCGCCGUGGGCGCUGACGUGCCGGGACUGAUCUACAUGGCGCAGGACGCGACCCCGUUGUUCGCGCCCGUGUCGAAGCUCCUUGUGGCCUUUCCCGCGAGCUACCACGUGCUCUGUGCCGUGCGCCACAGCCUCUGGGAGUACAAACCCGAGCUCAUUAACAACGCUGAUGGACCCACGAGCUCGUACGCGCUGUUUGCUGCAGCGGGCGUCUUUAGUCUCGGCGCAGCGGCCUAUACGAUCAAGACACCCGAGAAGAAGAAGAAGCAGUAG
Molecule: messenger RNA, 504 nt
Organism: Hyaloperonospora brassicae
Lineage: Eukaryota; Oomycota; Peronosporomycetes; Peronosporales; Peronosporaceae
Source: the annotation of a GenBank genome assembly